AUGGAAGAAUCAAACGGGCUAGGCUCAGAGCUCGAGUCCUUUAGGCGGCAAUGGCUGUCCGAAGUGCGCACCAAAAAGGGCGAGCAAAGCGCUCAACCCCCGCCACGCAACUCCGUCCCUUCAGCCUCGACUGCACCGGCAAUAUCCCCGGCAUCCCCUCCCCCAAGGAAGUCCGUGGCGCGUCGACCCUCUCCCGCAAAGAGUAGAAAGGCGCCUCUGGCAGUUGAAGAGGAAGACGAGUACCUCCAUGGCCGAUCCUUUGACGAUGGCCCCGAACCCUCGGGCAACACCAUUGACGGGUCAGUUCGGAUGCCGCCUCAGAAGGAGCUCGUUUCGGCGCUGGAUCAUUACGAGGAGGCCAUGGAAAAGGAAGCCCUAGGCAACAUGGGCGAUAGUCUGAAACUGUACCGGAAAGCUUACAGAAUGGACCACGGCGUGCAUCGCCGAUACCGCGAGAAGCACUUCCCCCAGCAUAAACAGCAACCUCAAAGCGCACCAGCGCAAAUCACGGCACCAACAGACGCCACGCCCGCAGGAGGAGACGCACCCGUCUUACUCCCCAUCAAGGACCGCAUCGCCAGCUUUGCCGGCCUCCAAAUCGAAGCAGCACCCGCCGACACAGACGGCACACCACCCGCGCCCUGCCCCCUCUCCUCCCUCCCCAGCGAGCUCCUCGUCCACUUCAUGCAGGACGUGGCGGCCCUCGACGUGGGCGACUUUGCGCGCCUGUCGCUCGUCUGCAAACCCCUCGCGUACCUGGUCGCCACCGAGCAGCGCAUCUGGCGACAAGUCUGCCUCGGCGAGCGGUUCGGCUUCGCAGGGAUGCACCGCCGCUGGAACAAGACGGUGGAAUGGGAAGCCCUAGAGGAGGACGACGGCGACGGCGACGGCGACGGGCUCGUCGGCACGACCGAGGAGGCAGCCGUCACCGCGUCCCUCGUGCCCGAUCCCUACGCCUCCUGGGGGGCCAUGUUUCGCAGGCGGCCCCGGGUCCGCUUCAACGGGUGCUACAUCAGCACCGUCAACUACGUCCGUUCGGGGCAGGCGUCCACCAACCAGGCCACCUGGGGCGGCGCGCCGAUUCACAUCGUCACGUACUACCGGUACCUGCGCUUCUUCCGCGACGGCACCUCCAUCAGCCUGCUGACGACGCUGGAGCCCACCCACGUCGUGCACCACCUGACCAGGGACCUGCUGCACCUGCACCGGGACAACGCCCACGCGUACCUGCCGUCGGCGGCCAUGCAGCGCGCCUACAAGGGACGGUGGAGGCUGUCUCUCGGCGCGGAGGACGACGACGCCUCGCAGGCCGGCCCCCCCCGCGGGGAGGAUGAGCUGCUGCAGGAGGGCGAUGUGACGGUUGAGACGGAGGGCGUUGACCCCAAGUACAUGUUCAGGAUGGACCUGUCGCUUCGCACGGCGGGCAAGGCCGCGCGGAACAAUAAGCUUGUGUGGAGGAGCUUCUUUAGCUAUAAUAGACUGACGGACGAUUGGGCCGAGUUUACCCUCAAGCAUGACAAAGCAUUCUUCUUUAGCCGAGUACGCAGUUACGGCGUGGGCGAGUGA
This is a messenger RNA of Metarhizium acridum CQMa 102, 1566 nucleotides long. RefSeq lists its product as uncharacterized. NCBI's taxonomy places the organism in Eukaryota, Fungi, Ascomycota, Sordariomycetes, Hypocreales, Clavicipitaceae. Gene Ontology annotation, cellular component: SCF ubiquitin ligase complex; cytoplasm. Gene Ontology annotation, biological process: SCF-dependent proteasomal ubiquitin-dependent protein catabolic process. Gene Ontology annotation, molecular function: protein binding. The record is from RefSeq and is a predicted model, not a curated record.